CUCUCUCUCUCUCUCUCUCUCAUACACGUUGGUAUAAAAAAAUUAGAAUGAACCGUUAAUCUUGUAAUUUUCAUUUAUAGAGAGAUAGAAAAUGUUGGAUAACGGGUUAUUUUUCACUGUGGUGAUUAGGGAUCCCAUCACUUCACUGACUGUUACAAGUUCAUGAUAAUAUAACCUUAUUUUUUAUGUACUGAAGAAUAUAACAGUUUCAAAGUCCACAAUUUUAUCAAAUUUACUUAAUAAUCUAAAUUAUACUUUACUUAAUUUUUACGUUAUAAAAAUUAUUUCUCAAACAUUUUUUUCAAAUAUGUUGGGUGUAUGUCCCUUAUUAAAAAUCUCAAAUGUAAAUAGAUUUUUAAAAAACUCCUGUCGUUAUUUAAAUCUUCUAGAAUAUCAAAGCAAAAAUCUUCUAAGAAGAAGUAAUGUCGCAAUUCAAGACUUUUGCAUGGUAGAUAAAAAUGGAUCACAAGCACUAGAUACAUUUUAUGCUGGGGAAUAUGUUAUCAAAGCACAAAUAUUGGCUGGUGGAAGAGGAAAAGGAUAUUUUGACAGUGGGUUUAAAGGAGGAGUACAUAUAACACAGAAGAGAGAAGAAGUGCCUAAAAUUAUCAAAGAAAUGCUGGGGCAUAGAUUAAUAACUCAACAGACUCCAAAGGAGGGUAUAGAAGUCAAUAAAGUUAUGAUUGCAGAGAGUGUGAAUAUAAAAAGGGAAACAUAUAUUUGUAUAUUAAUGGAUAGACAUAGAAAUGGCCCUGUAAUCAUAGCUUCACCUGCAGGAGGUGUUGAUAUAGAAGCAGUUGCUGAAAACACUCCGCACUUAAUAAAAAACCUUCCCAUUGAUAUUUUUGAAGGGAUAACUGAUGAAAUGGCAGAUGAAUUAGCAGAUUUCCUAGAGUUUAAAGGGCAAUUAAAAACUAAGGCUAUUCAUGAAAUAAAAAAAUUGUGGAAACUCUUUGUAACUAUAGAUGCUACUCAAUUAGAAAUAAACCCUUUAGUUGAGACAGAUGAUGGAAAAGUUAUAUCUGUUGAUGCCAAAUUAAAUUUUGAUGAUAAUGCCAACUUUAGACAAAAAGAAAUAUUUGCUAUGGAUGAUUUGUCUGAAAGUGACCCCCGAGAAGUGGAAGCAGCUAAAUAUAAUUUGAAUUAUAUUGGAAUGGCUGGUAAUAUUGGUUGUCUUGUAAAUGGUGCUGGAUUAGCAAUGGCAACAAUGGACAUUAUAAAGCUUAAUGGAGGAGACCCUGCAAACUUUUUGGACGUAGGAGGCGGUGUGAAAGAGGAUCAAGUACGAGCAGCAUUCAACAUCAUCACAUCAGACACAAAUGUUAAAGCUGUUUUAGUUAAUGUUUUUGGAGGCAUUGUUAACUGUGCUACAAUAGCCAAUGGCAUAGUAGGUGCUUUGAAAAAUAUGACCUUAAAAAUUCCGCUGAUUGUUAGGCUAGAAGGAACCAAUGCUGUCGAAGCUAGAAAAAUUAUUAGUAACUCAGGUCUUGAUAUUAUUACAGCUGAAGAUUUAGAUGAUGCUGCCAAAAAAGCUGUACAUAGUAUUUAACAUUCAGGAAGUAAAUUUACUUGUUUAUUCUAUAAAUAGGAAAACCAAACAAUAAACAAACUGUUAGUUGAGCAAUUACUUUUGACAAAAUAAUUAAUUUUCUUCAAGGUACUCAAAUGUUCUCUUUGUUCAAUUUGGGCAUAUUAAUAAUAUGCUAUAAAUAAAUCUAAAUAGAUUAAAGAAGUUAUAACAAAAAUAUAAAGCAGUGUUUAUAGUUUAUACAUAAUGUAGGUAUCUCUUAGACAAGAAUUGAGUUUUUUUCAUUUCUAUCUCUCAGGUAAUCCCCAUUACACAAUAAAUUAAGGAAUUUGAGGAUGUUAACUAUACAACAGUAUGAAGCACUAUGUUUCUUCAAGAGAGUAACAGCCUCUGAAAUUUAUUCAAAAAAUGCAUAUGUUGAAAGAAUACAUCACAAAUAAUUGUUUUUUUCACAUUCCUUGGAUUUUUGUAGAUCAAUAAAUAAUAAAUAAUCAACGUUACUAUGUAUAUAUUAAUAAUCGAACUGCAUGAAAGAAUCUGUAAAAAGAACGAAUUAUGUAAAAACAAACCAGAUUCUCCACCAAGGCAAGAAGUUGAUUCAUUUGAUUCUCUAUGAAGCUAUCUGUCUUAUUCCUACACGUGCAAUUUCCGUUUACCUAAAGUAAAAUGUGCAUUAACACAAACUUUGAUUUCAUAGUAUCUAUUAAAGAGAGAGAAAAUGUCUCAUUCUUUAUCAACUUCUAGACUAUUCAUAUGGAGCUUUGGAAGUUGUAGAACGUUUCACAGCACCAGUUUUGUUAUUCAAUCGCCAUUCUUCAUAUUUUAAAACAUUGGUACUAUUUUUAAAUAUAUAUAAAAGUACAAUUCAGAUUUCUAAUGUUAAUGUAAUGACUUGUAUCACAAUUCCAAUAAUUUGUUAAACUAAGUUGCAUUCGUGAAAUUGUUGAUAAGAUACUUUGUUAAUACUAGACUUGUAUAUUUUAGCUUUAGCCCUUAGUUGAAUCUGACACUAUUGGUAUCUAUGUGGAGGAAUUUACAACUUAUUGAAUUCUUAUAUGCAGCUUAAGGACUUAUUAUCUAAUAGGAAAAUUACUUGCUUCCAUAAAUUUUUCUUUUUUGUUUUGUUAGUGUAAAAAAAUGUGCAUCAAAAGUUUGUUUAAACUUUUUCUUUGAAACUAGAUAUCACUUCAGAAACUUUGAUAUAAAAGUUUUUACAUCAGAUAAUAAUAAUAAUAUACUUAACACAAACAGUACAUUAGACAAUUAGUUUUGCAAUGAGUGUUCCUCGUAUGCACGUAAUUAACAGCUAUGUAUACAUACCAAACAUAAUUAUUAUUUGUCGUAAAUAUUGUUCGUUCGCAUAUAUGUAAAUGAAACCCUAUUAUCUUGAAUAGAAAAAUGCAUCAAAAAAAGCAGUAGAUUUUCAUGAUCACAAUCAAAAAAUAUGUAAAUAUAUAUGGCCUGAUCUAAAGGAUUGCAACAUUCAAGAGAAAUACCGAGCUUGAAUCAAAAAUAAUAUCUAAUUAAUAACAAACAGUCAAUAUCUCUUUAUUUGAGAGAAGCAUAAUUUAACACAACAAAAUUUUCAUUUACAGGUCAUGAAAUCUGUAUUGAACUGUUUUUUCUUAUGAUAUAUUAAAACAGAAGCCAAUAUUCCAACUAUUAAGGAUUACAAUUACAAAAAUUCAAUUAAAAUAUUGUUUCACACAAAUUGUCAGACAUAAACUCAAAGCCGCAAAUCUCGUGAUUAUAUAGCACUGUUAUAUUACAACCCAAGCUUAUAAUCAAAUAUCUACGUUUGAUGGUAGCUCGUUACCCAGAGCCACUAUGUGUAAUUAGAAGUGGGUUAACGUACUUUUCUAAUUAUUACUUAUGACUCAAUUCACACGUAAAACCCUGUUUCUUAGCUGCUUUUUCGGAACUUUAUGUAGGAGAUAAUUUUCAUAGUAGACGCACACAAGCAAGCAGUCACGAUCUUUAAUCAGAACGAUACUACACUACAGGGCAGCCCGAAAGUUGUCCUUCAUUUCUGUAGUGGAUAUAAACUACUUUAUCUAAUUAGCUUUAAUGCUGCGAUCUUUUCAGCGAAGCUAUCCCUGAAAAGCAACUCAAAAAUGGAGCUACAGAAACGAGACUAGAUAAGAUUGUAAUUUAAUUUAAAAGAACAAUAACCAUGCCAUAUAGACUGCCAUGUUGAACUUAUCUUGAAGAUUUGAAUAUUUUAAAGAGGUAUUUUUGUAGGAAAUGUUUAUAAAAAUAGUAGGCUUCAGAAGAUUUCAUUGCUAUCAUUAAGGUUAAAUAAACCCCUGGUAGAUUUUAUACUUUUUUAGAAUUAUUUUUACAACAUACUAGUUGUAAAUAAAUUGUUUACUAAUAAAUUGAAUUAUUUCGUU
This is a messenger RNA of Diorhabda carinulata, 3921 nucleotides long. It is a transcript of the gene ScsbetaG, whose product is annotated as succinate--CoA ligase [GDP-forming] subunit beta, mitochondrial. NCBI's taxonomy places the organism in Eukaryota, Metazoa, Arthropoda, Insecta, Coleoptera, Chrysomelidae. Gene Ontology annotation, biological process: succinyl-CoA metabolic process; tricarboxylic acid cycle. Gene Ontology annotation, cellular component: succinate-CoA ligase complex; mitochondrion. The record is from RefSeq and is a predicted model, not a curated record. The transcript is spliced from 6 exons. Gene Ontology annotation, molecular function: succinate-CoA ligase (GDP-forming) activity; ATP binding. Bases 308 to 1549 code for a protein of 413 amino acids.